Molecule: messenger RNA, 1794 nt
Organism: Amphibalanus amphitrite
Lineage: Eukaryota; Metazoa; Arthropoda; Thecostraca; Balanomorpha; Balanidae
Product: neuroserpin-like
Exons: 3
Coding region: 90-1271 (393 amino acids)
Molecular function (GO): serine-type endopeptidase inhibitor activity
Source: RefSeq, a predicted model, not a curated record
AGUUGCCCGCUGGUCUGCAGGCUGUAAGCAUCAGUUGUGAGUUCGUAUUGGCAAAACAGUCCCUUUUUUAAAUAGAUUUGCAGGAAACAAUGACAGCACGUGGUUUGAGACAUGGAUCAACUUGGCUUCUGCUGGCCUUCUCAGUGACGACUGCAUUUGGCGCCGUGCCGAAUGGUCUUGAUCUCAAGCUGGUUAAGGAGUUGACCAAAGAUCUGGGUAAAAACCAGGCCGUCUCCCCGUUCGUCGUCUCCACGCUCAUGUCACAGGUCUGGCUCUCGGCUGGUGGAUCCGCCAGGAGAGAGAUAACCUCUGCGUUGGGAGUGACUCAGCCGGCACCGGAAUCGUUUCUAACCGCGUACCAAUCAGCCAUCAACUACAUCUCGACUCCAGCAAAUUCGAGUCACAUCACCACGUCAGUUUUCAGCAAGAUGUAUGUCAGGGAGGGGUGGCCUAUCAAACAAUCCUUCAUUGACCUCCUUACAACUUACUACGGCGCCAGUGGUGUCUCAUAUUUUUCCUAUGCAAAAGAAGCAGCAGAUGAGAUAAAUAGCGACGUAGCCAAUGUAACCAACAACCGCAUUCCGUCGCUGGUUUCGGAGAAACAGCUGGAAAGAACGUCAUUGGUUUUGGUAAGCGCCCUGUACUUCAAAGGAAACUGGAAAGAUGCAUUUCAGCCGGACGGCAAAGGGUCUUUUCUCACAAUCAAUGGAGAAAAAUCAGUGGAUAUGAUGAAAUUAACGGAAACAAACUUCCCUUACACGAAUAUGGGGUCCUAUGACGCAAUGUCACUGCCAUACGCCGACGACCAAUACUGCAUGAUCAUAAUUAGACCGGUCAACAGAAGCAUGGACGCGGUUGCCGCACUCCGUGAUUCCUUCGAUCAGAUUGAUGUCGAUGGUUUAGUGGAGCGCAUGUAUGCUCCUUUUGGCACCAUGGACAUCAAGAUGCCCCGCUUUACCCUGCGUUCCAGUUAUACUUUGAAUGAAGCUUUAGAACAGACUGGCAUUCGAGAAAUAUUUCACUCACCAGACCUCAGUGGCCUUUAUGAACAACGUAACGGUAUAUAUGUUGGUUCCGUCAUUCAUAAGGUGUUUAUGGAAGUCAAUGAAAAUGGCACAGAGGCCGCGGGAGCCGGAGCCGUCCUCUACAUAUGGGAGAGUGUGCCCCUCAAUCCGCCGGAUGAGUUCCUCGUUGACCGACCGUUCUUCGCCUUGGUAUACAACAAGCUGCACAAAAUCAACUUAUUCACCGCUUUUAUCGCAUCACCGUGAAACUAUGUACGAUCCAUGAGCAACGCGGGAAUAAAAAGGAUGCUUUGGUUGAAUCGUACCAGAUGCUAGGCUAGCUAUUGAUUACAUUAACUAUAAUUGCACAGUUGGGAAAACGGUAUAUGUACGUUGUACGAUGCACACUACAUAUAGAGUCGUACAAUUACUUUUCACUUAUUUGCCUAAUCAUAAAUGCCUGUAACCUGGUCUGUGCCUGCUGAUCUUGUAAGCCAUGGUGUUGCUACGGAAGCAUUGCACGAAUACAUGUCAAAAUGUGUAACAUCUGAGAGUGUACCACGCACGGCUCAUCCAGCCUACAGACUGCAUCCGGUUUAAUGGUAGAGGCUGCACCAAUAACCGCGGGGAAUGAUAUACUGAGCAUCGCAUGCAUGUAGUACACUUACAGCGCCGCAAUGCGCGAGUGGUCGACGCUGCUAAAAACUGAACUUUUGAGACGAGCCAUGAUGGCCGAAUCAAUGGAUAUGAUUAACAUUGAAAAUCACAUUUACACAAACACUGGACACUG